This is a messenger RNA of Telopea speciosissima, 1130 nucleotides long. Its product is annotated as F-box/LRR-repeat protein At3g59200-like. Lineage: Eukaryota; Viridiplantae; Streptophyta; Magnoliopsida; Proteales; Proteaceae. The record is from RefSeq and is a predicted model, not a curated record. Gene Ontology annotation, molecular function: protein binding. The coding region runs from base 41 to 835 and encodes 264 amino acids. The transcript has 5 exons.
AUAUUAUCUAUGCACUUAUAAAAUGUGAAGAAGGUUUAAAAUGGAAGAGCAGAAGAAGCGCCGAAGAACUGAAGAGACCUGCUACGAUCGGAUAACCAACCUACCUGAAGCAGUCUUGCGCCACAUAAUCUCGUUCCUUCCCACUGAAGAUGCUAUGAAGACGAGCGUCUUGUCCAAGAGAUGGAGAUAUCUCUGGACCUGCAUCCCCGUCCUAGACUUUGAUGAGUACUUCUUCUCUGAUCAAAAAGCCCUAAUGGACUUCUACAUGGCAGUUGAACAACAGAAAAAGGCUCACUAUUAUGGUUUGUUAGAGGAACUCAGGAAUUUUGAUUACGAUUUGAGUCGGCUGUACAAACAGAAGAAGAUUUUUGUGGAUUUCGUUGACCGAGCACUGCUUCUUCAUGAGGGAAAAACCAUUCAAGAACUUCGUAUAACGUUCCGCCAUUUUUCAGCUAAAUUGUUGAAGGUUUUAACUUUGCAGUUUUGCGUGUUUAGACCAUUGGAUUACAAGAGUUUUCCCUCUAUGGAGAAGGUAGUUCUAACUCAAGUUAAGUUGCCCGACGCAUCAGUUCAGGAUUUAGUCUCCCAUAGCCCUUGCCUGAAAUUCCUAAGAUUAGAGAAGUGUUGCCUACCCACUGAUUUUGUUAUUUAUGUUCCGACAUCAAAUCUCCAGUGGUUGUAUGUGGAUUCGUGCUUAUGCUACAUGGAUGACGUUUACAUGAUAACCUUCUGUAAUUGUCAUGAAAAACAUGUUCUCUUGCUCAUGUGUCUACCUGGUUAUGCCGAUAAGAGAUGGAGUAGGUGGGCUACAACAAAGUUUGCCUUCUCCACUUAGCAAUCUGAAGCAUUUAACAGUGAACACAGGAUUGGACAAUUGUGGGGUCAUCAGUAUAGCAUGAAUUCAUGGACAGUGCUAUGCAUUUAGAUUUUUUUGAUUUGGAAGGAGAGAAGUUCUGGGAGUCACAGCCAUUGCCAUUCCAUUGUUUACUCCAUCAUCUCUGGAAAGUAGAUCUGUAUGGCUUUAAGGGACAAGACCAUGCAAUAGGGUUGGUGAAAUUUUUGCUCAAGAAUUCGAUGGUCUUGGAGGAAAUGGUUAUCAUUUACACGAAAUUGAAGUCGCCGUUGCCUGG